Molecule: messenger RNA, 758 nt
Organism: Lactuca sativa (garden lettuce)
Lineage: Eukaryota; Viridiplantae; Streptophyta; Magnoliopsida; Asterales; Asteraceae
Product: signal peptidase complex subunit 3A
Biological process (GO): protein targeting to ER
Cellular component (GO): membrane; signal peptidase complex
Source: RefSeq, a predicted model, not a curated record
AUUCAAUCCAUCUAACCCGCUGGUAGUGUAGUCGUCGGUUAAAGGGCAGGGGAGAAGGGAGAGCAGGCAAACACGAAAGAUGCAUUCCUUCGGUUACAGAGCCAAUGCUCUCCUAACUUUUUCUCUCACGAUUCUGGCUCUCAUGUGCGCCAUGGCAUCUCUUUCGGACAAUCUCAACUCUCCUUCCCCCACUGCAAGUGUUAAGGUCUUGAAUAUCAAUCGGUUUCUGAAGAAAUCAACCGGAGAUGACGAGGUUGGGAUUACACUAGAUAUAUCUGCAGACCUACAGUCAUUGUUUACAUGGAACACAAAGCAAGUUUUUGUAUUUCUAGCUGCUGAAUACAGUACUCCAAAGAACAUCCUUAAUCAGGUUUCAUUGUGGGAUGGUAUCAUACCAGCACAAGAUGGUGCAAAAUUUUCUAUAAAAACCAAGAACAAGUACAGGUUCAUUGAUCAGGGAAGCAACCUUCGUGGGAGAGAUUUUAACUUGACAUUACACUGGCAUGUGAUGCCCAAAACUGGGAAGAUGUUUGCUGACAAAUUAGUCCUGCCCGGAUUUCGCCUGCCCGAGUCAUACAGAUGACCAGAUUUGAUAAUUCAUAAUUGCUGUUUUUUCUUGGUUUAAAUGAGAACUAGAGAUGAGAAGAGAAGAGGGUAAUUUUCUGUUUUCAAAUUUGUUAGAUUUGAAAUUAUAGUUUGGUUUAAACUUUAAACUAGAUGGUUUUAUGUUUCAAUACUGUUUUAUCUUUUGGUUUUUA